Messenger RNA from Raphanus sativus (radish), 886 nucleotides. RefSeq lists its product as uncharacterized. The record is from RefSeq and is a predicted model, not a curated record. The coding region runs from base 56 to 745 and encodes 229 amino acids. The transcript has 2 exons. NCBI's taxonomy places the organism in Eukaryota, Viridiplantae, Streptophyta, Magnoliopsida, Brassicales, Brassicaceae.
UCAAAGAUUGCAUAAGGAGCCCUUUUCGUUGACUUCCACUGACAUCAAAAAACGAAUGGACAUAGUGUCGAUGAUGCAACGACUUUUACCGGGUAACACGAAACAGCCUAAAUAUUUACCUUGCACUACAAGAUUUACAAAGGAGAAGCAGAAAGAGGAGGUUGUGAAACUAGGAGUUGAGCUCUCUCUCUUUGUGGCUGAAACAAUGUUCCUAUUAUCUGAUGACAUACGUUCUACAUUGUACUUCUGUUUUUGGCUAUUUAAGUUUCCAGGGAAGCUAAAUUUUAAUGGACCGGUUUUUGGAAGGCUGUUUCGUGUUGUUGAAUAUGUGUUUAUAACACAUAUCAAACCAAAGAAUGGAAUCUAUCAUGAUGGUGGCAUAUCAAUCCACUGGCAACAGUUCAAAGCGUUGGGACCAAAUUUUGCUUCUGUAUUAAGAGUUUUGGAUCGUAUUGUUACGAUUCUAAAAAAUGGUGGCGAAGUGAAAUUGUCUGGUUUCGGCUACUGCAACCAGGAGCUUAAGAAGGUAGAAGAGAAGUUAGGGUAUUCCAAGGAUGUUUCCGAGGCGAAUGAAUUUGUGAGGGAAGGGAUAAAGUGUGACAUUUUUCAGUUGUGGAAACCUCUCUUUGGAACAACACCUGAAGUGAUAAACCCUAUCACAAGAGUUCUUGAGCUGUAUGGGCCUCUUGGCAAAGAAGUUAACCAGAUUGCAUGUUGUCAGCGCCUUGCUUCUUUACUAAUAUGAUUCAGAGUUUUUUUCCUUUUUUUUGUUCAACCGAGUCAGAGUUUCUUAAUUUGGAAUAUCAUGUAUUGAUUGAAUUAUUGCAGCUUGGUGUCCCGCUUAUGUAUACUUUACAUGUUUCUUGGAAUUUAAGUUACUAUAAUA